Messenger RNA from Clonostachys byssicola, 453 nucleotides. The record is from the annotation of a GenBank genome assembly. Lineage: Eukaryota; Fungi; Ascomycota; Sordariomycetes; Hypocreales; Bionectriaceae.
AUGGCCCCACACUGGAUCAAGCUGCUCUUGUCAUUUCUUACCCUCUGGGGCCUCGCCACAGCCCAGAACUAUGACCUUGACCAGGCCAUUGGCAUGAUGAACCAAGCCCGCCAAUCUCGAGGGCUUAAGCCUCUGCUUUGGAGCAAUGACUUGACCAACAGUGCUACGUGGUGGGCCACCCAGAUGGCUAUUGGUGCUGCGCCUUUCGCGCAUGCACCUCCCCAGUACCGGCAGAAGCAGGGCGAAACUCUCUAUCUUGCUGAAGGGUCUCUUUGGAAUGGCCAGCCCAUCUCCACCGGACGGGAGCAAUGGCUUCAUUGGUCUCAAAUCAUGUGGGCGUCUACAACACACAUCGGAUGCGCUCGGACGUUUGGUAUCGGGCAGCCUUACCAGGUUUUCGACGUCUGCAGAUUUUACCCAGAGGGGAACUUUCUUGGACAGAAGCCUUUUUAG